UAGUCGUCUCUCUACCUCCAACUCGUAAAAUUAAUGAUCACCAAUGACAAGAACUUGAGAUGUCUCCUCUCCUCCAUUCUCCUUAAUAAUAUCCUAAUUCAAGACUUUUUGCUUAGUCUUUUCUCCCUAAAUUAAACAAUAAAAUCUCAUUUAUAUACUUAAUUAUUAAUUGCAAAGGUAAUUAAUUUUGUAUUCGAUAAUACCGAUUGGGAUACCGGAAUAUUUAGGGAUUGAGAUUGGGAUACCCAAAUUAUUUAGGGAUUGGGAUUGUGAUUGACUUUAGGAGGUAAUUCGAUAUUCGGAAUUUCGCUAUUUGGUAUUGGGAUACCGAUACCGUACCGAUUUCCACCCCUAGAUGCAACUACAAUCCAGGUGAAAAGCUUGGUUCUCAGUAGGUGAAAUUAUUAGUAGCAAACUAUGGUUUACUUGGUUGUCGCAAGAACAAAGUACCGUGAAAAUGUAUGGCCAUCUGGGCAAGUAGUAGCAAUAAUAGCAUCCUUCUAUUAUUUCAUAAAGCAUCAACUAGUUAUCAGUCCCUUUGAGACAUCGACAAAAGCAUCAUCAACCGAACUAAUGUCGACUUCCCGAAAAACAAUGUGAUUUUUGUGAAGUGUCGAUGGUAAUAGGCAUCGAAGGGCUGAUAAUCCAAAUCUCACAUCGCUCUGGAAGAGCCAUUGCCCGCUACUGCAUGCUUCUAGGAAGUCAGCUUUCUCACAGUGGAUGAUCCGAGAAACACAGACUUAGAAAAUGGUGGCUUCCAUUCUCCGUGAAAGGAGAGAUCAUGAAGUUGAAGAUCCAGCUGCAUUGUCGGAUGUUGAUUGGGUUGCUGUUGGCGGCUUCUCAGUGGUCAGUACUCGUCCGGUAAGGGGAUCGACUGGACGGGUGUCACGUGGCCCACCUUUGCGGCCCAUGGCCAGCAUUGGUGGCGGAGGGAGGACCCCUGCUCUGAACAGGAUCCGCUGGACGGGGUCAGAAGCUUGCGCACCAACUGACAACCAAUACCUGGAAAAGAAAAACCACACGGGUUGCAUGGUGGUGAAUAAGGAGGGAUAUCAUUGAUAGAUCUUAUAUUACAGCAUCACACACACACAAGUACAUGUAAAAGAUAAUGCAUGUUGAUGCACGGCUAAACCAGAUACUAGAAGGUGGAAACAGAUCGGAAGUACAGUGGGCAAAUGGAAGAGUUGAGGUCGGUUACUCAACUCGGAGUUCUGAAUGCUAUAUAAAGAUGUAUGAGAGAAAUGGAAUCAGACUCAGCAAUACCACUCUCAACAUUAACGGAUAUUUGCAAAAGGAGGCAGUACAUGUACAACUACAGAUUACUGGAGGUAAUUUUAACAAGAACGUUCACAAAUAAGGUUUUACUGCUGAAAGGAAGCAGCAAUGGUUGCAGCUAAAAUGUCACUUCAUUCAUUCUUGCACCAGAAAAUGUGAAGAAAAACCAGAUGGCUGUCCGACAAACACCAAGGAAUACUAGAAUUAAAAGUUCAACAAGUGAAUUAUCAUUUAUGGCCCCAUUUCGAUGAUUACUUCCUAAACAAAGAAAUCCCCAUUUGCACG
Linum trigynum is the source of this 1560-nucleotide messenger RNA. Lineage: Eukaryota; Viridiplantae; Streptophyta; Magnoliopsida; Malpighiales; Linaceae. The record is from the annotation of a GenBank genome assembly.